AUGGCCGAGAACUUGCGCUUCUGUGGUCCUGCCCUCAUUGCCAACGAGACUAUGCUUCACAACGUGAUCCAGAUGGUCACUGAUAUCAUCACCAAGCAGCAUAUCUGCCAGGUCGAGUUCGGCCCCGAGGAGGAGACUCUCGAGGCUGGUGAGGAAUCUUCCGAGUUCGACUGGAUUGUAGUCGACACUGCCUUGGACGUUGUCUCUGGCAUGGCCGCUGCCAUGGGCCCGAGCUUUGCCGAGCUCUGGAAGGUGUUCGAGAAGACCAUCCUCCGCUACGCUGGUAGCACUGAGGCUCUUGAGCGCGCCACUGCUGUUGGUGUCCUCGCUGAGUGCAUCAAUGGCAUGGGUGCUGCCGUGACCCCCUUCACCUCUGUCUUCUUGAAGCUGCUCCUUCACCGCCUCGCCGAUGAGGACUCCCAAACCAAGUCCAAUGCUGCUUACGCCAUUGGCCGCUUGAUUCAGCACUCCAAUGCUGAGGCUGAGAUCAUCAAGGAGAUCCCCACCAUCCUUGCCCGUCUUGAGGCCUGCCUUCAGAUGGACGUCUCGCGUCUCCAGGAUAAUGCUACCGGCUGUGUCAGCCGCAUGAUCUUGCGUUACCGCGAUAGUGUCCCCACCAAGGAUGUUCUUCCUGCCCUUGUGAACAUUCUUCCCCUGAAGAACGAUUACGAGGAGAACGAGCCCCUGUACCGCAUGAUCUGCCAAAUGUACAAGUGGGAGGAUGUCACCAUCCGUGAACUCACCCCCAGCCUCCUUCCUAUCUUCCAGUCGGUUCUCAGCGACGAGGAUCAACUGGAGGAUGAGCGUCGGGCCGAGCUUAUCGAGCUUGUCAAGUGGCUGAACCAGAUGCAGCCCGGUGUUGCUCCCUGGGUGGAGCAGUUGUAA
Penicillium roqueforti is the source of this 885-nucleotide messenger RNA. RefSeq lists its product as uncharacterized. The transcript has a single exon. Gene Ontology annotation, molecular function: nuclear import signal receptor activity. The record is from RefSeq and is a predicted model, not a curated record. The coding region runs from base 1 to 885 and encodes 294 amino acids. Gene Ontology annotation, biological process: protein import into nucleus. Gene Ontology annotation, cellular component: cytoplasm; nucleus. NCBI's taxonomy places the organism in Eukaryota, Fungi, Ascomycota, Eurotiomycetes, Eurotiales, Aspergillaceae.